AUGAAGGUCAUCAAUGUUGAUGGAACAAUGAGGAAAACCCUCCUAGAAGAUAAGCUUCCACAUAUAUUUGGGUUCACACUGCUGGGAGAUUACAUCUACUGGACUGACUGGCAGAGAAGAAGCAUUGAAAGAGUUCACAAGAUCAAGGCUAGCAGAGACAUCAUUAUUGACCAGCUGCCAGAUUUAAUGGGCCUUAAAGCAACAAGUGUUACCAAAGUGUUUGGAACUAACCCAUGUGCAGAGAACAAUGGGGGCUGCAGCCAUCUGUGUUUCUUUACACCCCAGGAGACCAGGUGUGCCUGUCCCAUUGGCCUUGAGCUAUUGAGUGACAUGAAGACUUGCAUCAUUCCUGAAGCCUUCUUAGUUUUCACAAGCAGAGCAGCAAUUCAUCGGAUUUCCCUUGAAACAAAUAAUAAUGAUGUUGCUAUUCCUCUUACUGGAGUCAAGGAAGCAUCUGCUCUGGAUUUUGAUGUCUCUGAUAACAGAAUCUAUUGGACUGAUGUUAGUUUGAAGACCAUAAGCCGAGCUUUCAUGAAUGGAAGCUCUGUUGAACAUGUGAUUGAGUUUGGGCUGGAUUAUCCUGAGGGAAUGGCUGUAGACUGGAUGGGAAAGAACCUCUACUGGGCAGAUACUGGAACGAAUCGCAUUGAAGUAGCCCGCCUAGAUGGACAGUACAGGCAGGUCCUUGUGUGGAAGGACUUGGACAACCCAAGGUCUCUGGCUCUUGAUCCUACCAAAGGAUACAUGUACUGGACUGAAUGGGGAGGUAAACCUAGGAUUGUUCGAGCAUAUAUGGAUGGAACAAACAGCAUCACUUUGGUGGACAAAGUGGGUCGUGCCAAUGACCUCACUAUUGAUUAUGCAGACCAAAGGCUAUAUUGGACUGACUUAGACACAAGCAUGAUUGAGUCAUCAAAUAUGCUAGGACAAGAGCGAGAAAUCAUAGCAGAUGAUCUACCUCAUCCAUUCGGAUUAACCCAAUACAAUGACUACAUCUACUGGACAGACUGGAAUCUUCACAGCAUAGAAAGAGCAGACAAGACCAGUGGGAAGAACAGGACACUUAUUCAGGGCCAUCUGGAUUUUGUGAUGGAUAUAUUAGUCUUCCAUUCUUCACGUCAAGAUGGCUUGAAUGAUUGUGUGCAAAAUAAUGGCCAUUGUGGUCAUUUGUGCCUUGCCAUACCAAAUGGAUUUAGGUGUGGCUGUGCUGCUCAUUAUACCUUGGAUCCCAACAGCAGGAACUGUAGUUCCCCUGCCAGCUUCCUGUUGUUUAGCCAGAAGUCUGCAAUCAGCCGGAUGAUACCAGAUGAUCAGCAAAGUCCAGAUAUCAUCCUGCCUAUGCAUGGUCUAAGGAAUGUUAAGGCUAUCGAUUAUGAUCCUUUAGAUAAAUUGAUCUACUGGGUGGAUGGACGUCAGAAUAUUAUAAAAAGAGCCAAAGAUGAUGGCACUCAGCCUUUCACUGUCAUGAGUACUCCAAACCAAAGCCAGAACCCAGAGAAGCAGCCACACGACCUUAGCAUUGAUGUAUACAGCCAUACCUUGUACUGGACCUGCGAGGCCACAAACUCAGUCAAUGUCCACAGGCUGAACGGCGAGGCAAUUGGGAUGGUGCUGCGCGGGGAGCACGACAAGCCCAGAGCCAUCGUAGUGAACGCAGAGCGAGGGUACAUGUACUUCACCAACAUGCAGGAGCGAGCUCCCAAGAUUGAGCGUGCGGCCCUUGAUGGCACAGAGAGAGAAGUGCUUUUUACAACUGGGCUAAUCCGACCAGUAGCACUGGUGAUUGACAACAAACUUGGGAAGCUUUUCUGGGUGGAUGCAGAUCUGAAGCGCAUCGAAAGCUGUGACUUGUCAGGUGCUAACCGCGUGACCCUGGAGGACUCCAACAUCCUUCAGCCAAUGGGACUUACUGUGCUGGGCAAUCAUUUGUAUUGGAUUGAUCGUCAGCAGCAAAUGAUUGAGAGAGUGGAGAAAAUAAAUGGAUACAAAAGGACUAGAAUUCAAGGCCGAAUUGCUCACCUAACUGGCAUUCAUGCUGUAGAAGAGCUUGAUAUGGAGGAAUUCUCUGUGCAUCCAUGCUCCCGUGACAAUGGUGGGUGCUCACACAUCUGCAUUGCCAAAGGGGAUGGGACUCCACGAUGUUCAUGCCCCGAGCACCUUGUGCUUCUGCAGAAUCUCUUAACAUGUGGAGAACCUCCAACUUGUUCCCCAGACCAGUUUACCUGUGCGACUGGAGAGAUUGACUGUAUCCCAAUGGCAUGGCGAUGUGAUGGAUUUCCAGAGUGUGAUGACCAGAGUGAUGAAGAUAGUUGCCCUAUAUGCUCUGCGUCCCAGUUCCAGUGUGAGAAAGGACAGUGUAUCGAUGCACACUUGCGGUGUAAUGGAGAAAUUGACUGCCAAGAUAAAUCUGAUGAAGCAGAUUGUGAUACAAUUUGUCUACCCAAUCAGUUCCGAUGUGCAAGCGGCCAGUGCAUCCUCCUGAAGCAACAGUGUGACUCCUUUCCAGAUUGCAUCGAUGGUUCUGAUGAGCUUAUGUGUGAAAAAACAAAGCCAUCCUCAGAUGAAUCGCAGCCACACAGUAGUGCCAUUGGUCCUGUCAUUGGUAUAAUACUGUCACUUUUUGUCAUGGGAGGAAUGUACUUUGUUUGCCAGCGAGUGGUGUGUCAGCGCUAUGCUGGGCCCAAUAGUCCUUUUCCACAUGAGUAUGUCAGUGGCACCCCUCAUGUCCCUCUUAAUUUUAUUGCUCCAGGAAGUUCUCAACAUGGCACUUUUACUGGCAUCUCUUGUGGAAAGUCCAUGAUUAGCUCCAUGAGUCUCAUGGGAGGAAGCAGUGGUGCCCCCUUAUACGACAGAAACCAUGUCACUGGAGCCUCUUCAAGUAGCUCAUCCAGCACUAAAGCCACUUUCUACCCACAGAUCUUGAACCCACCUCCUUCCCCCGCUACGGAUCGCUCCCUGUAUAAUGCAGAGAUGUUUUAUUCUUCAAACAUUCCUUCAACCACAAGAUCUUACAGGCCAUACAUUAUACGAGGGAUAGCUCCACCCACAACCCCAUGCAGCACAGAUGUUUGUGACAGUGACUAUACUACUAGUCGAUGGAAGGCCAACAAAUACUAUAUAGAUCUAAAUUCAGACUCAGACCCUUAUCCCCCACCACCCACACCUCGCAGUCAGUACAUGUCAGCAGAAGAAAGUUGCCCUCCGUCUCCUGCCACGGAACGAAGCUAUUUUCACCUCUACCCCCCUCCACCUUCUCCUUGUACAGACUCCUCAUGACCUCAACAGAAGGAACUCUUCCUGUAAAUAUUUUAAGAUAUGAACAGAUUUAAAAUAUAUAUUUUAUGAUUUAAAAAUAAAUGGGGGGGGAGGGGGAUUUUAAAAAAAGAAAUGUGAAUAAAAAUGGGUGGGAGGGAUGGGGCUGUGAAAAAUUGUACAGAGGAAGAAUAUUUAUAAAAUUGAUUUUUUUAACUUAA
Messenger RNA from Nestor notabilis (Kea), 3473 nucleotides. RefSeq names its product low density lipoprotein receptor-related protein 5 (gene LRP5). Lineage: Eukaryota; Metazoa; Chordata; Aves; Psittaciformes; Psittacidae. Gene Ontology annotation, molecular function: protein binding. The coding region runs from base 1 to 3276 and encodes 1091 amino acids. The transcript has 17 exons. The record is from RefSeq and is a predicted model, not a curated record.